Messenger RNA from Protopolystoma xenopodis, 708 nucleotides. NCBI's taxonomy places the organism in Eukaryota, Metazoa, Platyhelminthes, Monogenea, Polystomatidea, Polystomatidae. The record is from the annotation of a GenBank genome assembly.
AUAUCUCAGUUGAUCAAUACUCUACGGUUUUGGAUAGCUCCUCUUGUUCCCAUGCCUUCAUUUUAUUUGGUCUUAAGAAAAUUCCAGCCAUACUUCGUCCGGCACCAGGCGAUUUACGUCUUGCGCGUGUUAUUUUCUAACAUCACGUCCUUAACUUGUAUCCGCUUUGUUAACACUGGCGUCCGUCUUUUUACGGUGACCGAGGACAAACAAUUUCGUGGCUACCGCCUCUUACAGGAUGGCAUCCAUCUUGCUGAUAUGUUUGUUGGAUCCAGGCGCCGCGUUUACCUCGACGGCAACUGCGACGCCCAUCGCAAUGAUCUGCACGUUCUACUUCGUGAAGAAAUGCCCUUAGUCGCUUCUAUGUCGCCUGAACUCCAAGAGAAAUGGGAGAAAAUGGAGAUGGGUCCUGUGCUUAUCGAGUACCGACCGGCCUCGAGUCGUAGCGCCUCAAGUGACCAGGAGCAACAGGACAAUACUUCUGAUGUGAUGCUUCCUCGGUGUCCACUUGCUUUUGCCGGUUGGCGUGGCCUCAAGACGCUUCGUCACUAUCUGGACCGAUAUGAGCGCCUACAUUUAAUGCGCCUCUGUGGCCUGGACCCCUUACCCCCUAUCCGAAGAGCGGUCGUAGAGCCAAAUGAUCCUCCCUUAGUUGCUGUGGUGUCUGGUAAGGAAUCGCAAAAAUUGAGCACAGAAGCCAUCAUUUGA